Messenger RNA from Echinops telfairi (small Madagascar hedgehog), 2191 nucleotides. It is a transcript of the gene TBC1D15, whose product is annotated as TBC1 domain family member 15. The record is from RefSeq and is a predicted model, not a curated record. Gene Ontology annotation, biological process: activation of GTPase activity. Gene Ontology annotation, molecular function: GTPase activator activity. Lineage: Eukaryota; Metazoa; Chordata; Mammalia; Afrosoricida; Tenrecidae.
AUAUAUGAACAAGAAGGAGUAUAUAUUCACUCAUCUUGUGGAAAGACUAAUGAUCAUGACAACUUUAUUUCGGGAAUAUUACGUGUUUUAGAAAAGGAGUCUGAAGUAAUAGUGGACUGGAGACCCCUGGAUGAUGCAUUAGAUUCUUCUAGCAUGCUCUAUGCUGGAAAGGACUCCAGUUCAGUUGUAGAAUGGACUCAGUCUCCAAAAGAAAGAGCUCAUCGAGGACCGGAACAUCUGAACAGUUACGAAGCUGAGUGGGACAUGGUUAACACAGUUUCCUUUAAAAAGAAGGCACAUACCAAUGGAGAUGCUCCAAGUCAUAGAAAUGGAAAAAGCAAAUGGUCAUUCCUGUUCAGUUUGACAGACCUGAAAUCAAUCAAGCAGAACAAAGAGGGUAUGGGCUGGUCGUAUUUGGUUUUCUGUCUAAAGGAUGACGUCACUCUCCCUGCUCUGCACUUUCAUCACGGAGAUAGCAAACUACUGAUUGACUCUCUGGAAAAAUAUGUGGUGUUGUGUGACUCUCCACAGGAUAAAAGGACACUUCUUGUGAAUUGUCAGAAUAAGAGUCUUUCACAGUCUUUUGAAAAUCUUCUUGAUGAACCAGCAUAUGGUUUAAUACAAGCAGGGCUGCUAGACAGAAGAAAGCUGUUGUGGGCCAUUCACCACUGGAAAAAAAUUAAAAAGGAUCCAUAUACAGCAACCAUGGUAGGAUUUUCAAAAGUCACAAACUACAUUUUUGAUAGUUUGAGAGGCAGUGAUCCUUCUACACACCAGCGACCGCCUUCAGAAAUGGCAGAUUUUCUUAGUGAUGCGAUUCCAGGUCUGAAAAUAAAUCAACAAGAAGAACCUGGAUUUGAAGUCAUCACAAGGAUUGAUUUGGGGGAACGACCUAUUGUACAAAGGAGAGAGCCAGUAUCACUGGAAGAGUGGUCUAAGAAUAUUGACUCAGAAGGAAGAAUUUUAAAUGUGGACAACAUGAAACAGAUGAUAUUUAGAGGGGGUCUUAGUCAUUCAUUGAGAAAACAAGCCUGGAAAUUUCUUCUGGGAUAUUUUCCUUGGGACAGUACCAAGGAGGAAAGAACUCAAUUACAAAAGCAAAAAACGGAUGAAUACUUUAGGAUGAAACUACAGUGGAAAUCUGUCAGUGAAGAACAAGAGAAGAGGAAUUCAAGGUUAAGAGAUUAUAGAAGUCUGAUCGAGAAAGAUGUUAACAGAACAGAUCGAACAAACAAGUUUUAUGAAGGUCAAGAAAAUCCAGGGUUGAUUUUGCUUCAUGACAUUUUGAUGACCUAUUGUAUGUAUGAUUUUGAUUUAGGAUAUGUCCAAGGAAUGAGCGACUUGCUUUCCCCUCUUUUAUAUGUGAUGGAAAAUGAAGUGGAUGCCUUUUGGUGCUUUGCAUCAUACAUGGACCAAAUGCAUCAAAAUUUUGAAGAGCAAAUGCAAGGCAUGAAAACUCAGUUAAUUCAGCUUAGCACAUUACUUCGAUUGUUGGACAGUGGAUUUUGCAGUUACUUAGAAUCUCAGGACUCUGGAUAUCUUUAUUUUUGCUUCAGGUGGCUUUUAAUCAGAUUUAAACGGGAAUUUAGUUUUCUAGAUAUUCUUCGAUUAUGGGAGGUAAUGUGGACUGAACUACCAUGUAAAAAUUUCCAUCUUCUUCUCUGUUGUGCUAUUCUGGAAUCAGAAAAGCAGCAAAUAAUGGAAAAACACUAUGGCUUUAAUGAAAUACUUAAGCAUAUCAAUGAAUUGUCUAUGAAAAUUGAUGUGGAAGAUGUACUAUGUAAAGCAGAAGCAAUUUCUCUACAGAUGGCCAAAUGCAAGGAAUUGCCACAAGCAGUUUGUGAGAUCCUGGGGCUGCAGGAGAGUGACAUCACCACACCAGAUUCAGAUAUAGGUGAAGAUGAAAAUGCUGGCAUGCUUGGUCGUCCAUAUAAUGAUAAUGCCUUGCCUGUUCUUACUGCCACUAGGUCCAAUGAUGACAACCCAACACAGACAUCAGUCCCAAAUGUCAGCAGAUUCACACCUGCAUGAUCAUUUUUAGUGAUUUUUUUUUAAAGAGACACUUUGUUGCAUUUAUUUUCAAGUACUUGAAAGGUGGAAAUUCUAAAUCUUGAUAUUGAUCAUGCUUUAAGGUUUAUGGAAAGAAAGUGUACUGUAAUGUUCUUGCAUUAAAGCUUUACAAAGAUUUGAA